UGGUCAGUGCCACAGCCUCCUACACUUAACAAGCCAUGAAGUUAAAAAGGCAACACCGCAAUCUUACCGCCAAGUGGUGCUGGUGCUGUUUGUUUUUAUAAGGGGCUGUGUCAGUGCACACAAGCAAAGUUUACAGUCAAGACAAGCUUGGAUAGGAUAUUUGAUAUUUUGUUUGCUGUGUUUUUAAAUCUUCCAAUUGGCUUCGCGUGGUUUGCCUGUCGUGUCUUAUAUUUUGUAUCAGUGUUUCUUUGUAUUUCAAAAUUGUGAUUUCUUCUGCCCUGUUCUCCAAAAAAAGACAAUAAUAGCACAACUGUGGAAGAUGUCAUCCAACAGCCAGGAAAUGCCAGGCUGUAGCACUGAAGAGGACUCUGCUCCAAAAGACGCGCCAUUUGAUCCUUCCAUUGAUGAGCUUAUUCAUGAUCAUGAUGAUGAGAGAACACUGGAUGAAGAAGAGGCUUUGGCUGCUGAUGAAGGUGAAUCCACUAACCAUGAAGCUGAAUUAUUGAAUCUGGAAAAGGAAUUAAAAAUGCCCAUAGAAGAAAUAAUGGCUCUAUAUGGGUAUCCUUAUACCGUCCCCCAACCACCAGUAGGUCUGGAAGAGACAGUAUUGAUUGAUUCUGGAGAUGUGGUAAAUAAACACUCGACAUUAAACCUUCUGUAUGAUAGCAAUAUUGAGGAUUCUGAUCUCCCAUCUGUUAAUUUAACCAGUGAUGAUGAGGAAGAGGGUGACUCAGAUGUAUUUUUUACUACCACAGUGGGACCAAAUAACCAAGCAGAUAUACCAGAUUUCAAUUGCAAUCAUGAAUUUGAAGAUGAUGAUCAGGACCAAUUGUUGUGGAAACCAUCGGAUUGCUUACUUGAUUCAGAAAUUGAAGAAUACAUAGAAAAAGUGUACCAUAUCUUUAAAGAAAAUGAACAAAUGCUCAGAGGUAACGAAGAAGGUCCACUCUAUCUUCUAAGUACCAUGGGAUACGAUAUUGACAAGGCCUUGAAAAAAGUGGAAGAAGAGGGUCUAGAGGCACUAAAACAUCCGAAUUACAACAUAAAAGAUUGGCCAGAAAAUAAGACUCAAAUGGAAUCUGUUUCGAAAGAUUUUCUCAAGGCAACAAAACAUUGUUAACUAACUCUUAGGAGAAAGUUAUUUAUGUUUUUUUUUUUUUUUUGUACUUAUCAUUACUCGUUCUAAGAAGUUUUUUUUAGUUAUAAUUUUCUGUUUAAUUGUACCUAUGAUUAUUUCUAAAAAAAUUAUUUUAUUUUAAGUUAGUUUAGUCUAUCAAACCAAAGAACACCUCUUUCGUUUGGAUUCAUGGCAUGAGAUGAUUGGUUUUAUUAGAAUAGCUAAGCUGGACUAUAACUAUCUUCAUCUCUAAAAAAGAAAAACGAAAUUUUUUUGAAAGUUAUUUUUCUUUGCAUUAAAACAUGUAAAGUGCCGCCAUGGAAAACAGAAAAUCGGGUUCUGAUGUCCCAAUCUGUUUUUUUUUUGUGUAAAAGUCAACUUAAAACCAUACACAUACUACUGCUGUAGUAUACUGUUCAAUUGAUCUGGUGGGUCAAAGCUGAGUACUGCGGCCGUUACCGUCUUCUGCUAGCCUUUGAUCCCCCACAGCCAUUGUGGAAAAUAUGCGUGUUCAAAACUGGCCGAUUGCCUAAACCCACCACAGCUUUUCACGUUUCAAAUUAUAGUAAUAUGUAAUUAUAAAACCAAACUCUUAUUAUGCCAGCUAAGCUUGACUAAGUACUGUUAUCUUAGAGAAAAGAUUUUGUUAAAAAUUAUUAAGGUACUUACUUAUUUUGAAAAGUGCUUUUGUUUGUUUUUUGCGUAAUAAUUAUAAAACCAAAUUCAUUUUUGACCAGCUAAGCUUGACCAUAACUACCUUCAUCUCUAGGAAAGAAUACUAUUUUUUAAGUUGUUACUUAUUUUGAAAAGAGUUUCUAUUUGUUUUUCAAGUAAUAAUUUUAAAACCAAAUUCCUUAGACUAGCUAAGCUUGACUAUUACUACUUUUUUUUUUUUUUUUUUUUACGGAUAUGCGCACUCGCAAGGAAAUGUCCUAUCACGCUCGAGAAGCGGCAAGUGCGCGGAAAUGACCUAAGAAGGAUUUUCUUCAAAUGUUUUAAAAUUGUUACUUAUUUUGAAAAAAAAUUUUGUUUGUUUUUUAGCUAAUAAUUAUAAAACCAACCUCUUACAAAGCUAGGAAAAAUUAUUCUUUCGCAAUAAUAAUGAAGAGGUGGACGAAACAAUCAGUAUUUAUCGCAGAAGGCCAGAAUCGCCUUAUAAGUUUAAGUUUUCUAUAUUUGUAUCAAUUAGUUGUAUUUUUAGUAAGUUAUUAUGUUUAAAAGCUCUAGCAGCCGUACUGCAUUUAAUAAUAAUAUGACGUUUUUCUAAUUAA
Molecule: messenger RNA, 2388 nt
Organism: Ceutorhynchus assimilis (cabbage seed weevil)
Lineage: Eukaryota; Metazoa; Arthropoda; Insecta; Coleoptera; Curculionidae
Source: the annotation of a GenBank genome assembly